Ctenopharyngodon idella (grass carp) is the source of this 1070-nucleotide messenger RNA. Its product is annotated as major histocompatibility complex class I-related gene protein-like. The coding region runs from base 58 to 891 and encodes 277 amino acids. The record is from RefSeq and is a predicted model, not a curated record. Gene Ontology annotation, biological process: immune response. Gene Ontology annotation, cellular component: external side of plasma membrane. NCBI's taxonomy places the organism in Eukaryota, Metazoa, Chordata, Actinopteri, Cypriniformes, Xenocyprididae. The transcript is spliced from 5 exons.
UAAGGGUUAGACAAGACUUGUUUAUUUCGAAAUUGAUCAUUUGCCAGUGAGUGCUGAAUGAAAGCAUACAGUAUGUAUAUCAGCAAUAUGAACAAAAUUAUUCUGCCUUUUCUGCUUUUACUUCCAAUAGCUGCUCCAAAAGGAUCUCAUUCUUUGUGGGUGCUUGCAACGUACAUUAAAGGACAAACGCAGUUUCCUGAAUUUAGCUAUGUAGGGAUGUUGGAUGAUAUCAGAAUUAUGUACUAUAACGGCGAGACGAAGACUCUCAUUCCAAGAGCAAAUACAACAACUGAAUAUGAUGUGUUUGAUGCAGAUGUUCUCCUCACAAUAAGUGAAUACAUGAAAACAUCCUUUGUGAACAGAUGGCUGGUAGCAACAAAAAACUUAAAUGAAACUGAUCCUGUUCUUGCCCUCCAGAGGCUGGUUGUGUGUGAACUGAGAGAUGAUGGUGAACCGGGACAAAUGAUCACACGGGAUGCUGUCAGAGGCUCCACCACUGAUGAGUUGCUAUAUGUUGACAAGAACUUCACAUACCAGGGGAAUUUAAAUGUCCCGGCCCAAGUGCUGAAUAUUCAUCUUGAAUUUAACAUGAGGCGUCAUGAAAGUUUUUAUCAGCCAUUCUGCAUCAAAACACUCAAGGGUUACCUUGAAAAAAGGAAAAAUCAAGUCAAUAGAAAAGUGAAACCCAAAGUCAGGCUCCUCAAGAAAGAACUGUCUUCUGGGUUUCGUGUGAGUUGUUUGGCGACAGGAUUUUACCCUCGUCACAUCAACCUGACCCUGUUCAGAGAUGGACAGCCUGUAUCUGAUCAUGAGAUCACUGGAGGAGAUCUGCUGCCCAAUGGUGACGGGACGUACCAGCUGAGGAAGAGUCUGGAGAUCAGUGCAGACUGAACACAAAUACACCUGCUCUGCCACACACCUCAGUCUGGACAACAAACUGGACGUCACUUUGGAAUUUGAUCCUGGUGAACCAUUUAAAUCAGUGAUUCUCCCAGUGCUGAUAGUUUUGGUUCUGCUGUUGGUGUUUGGAACAGGAGCUGUCUUAUAUAAAUGCGGGAAGAGACGAGCAG